Hypanus sabinus (Atlantic stingray) is the source of this 1257-nucleotide messenger RNA. RefSeq names its product carboxypeptidase A1-like. The transcript has 11 exons. Gene Ontology annotation, molecular function: zinc ion binding; metallocarboxypeptidase activity. Gene Ontology annotation, biological process: proteolysis. The record is from RefSeq and is a predicted model, not a curated record. Lineage: Eukaryota; Metazoa; Chordata; Chondrichthyes; Myliobatiformes; Dasyatidae. Bases 1 to 1257 code for a protein of 418 amino acids.
AUGAGGAUGCUUUUGCUCUUCUCGGCUCUGCUGGUGCUCGUUCGCGCUCAAGGAGGCUUCGAGGGAGACCAGGUACUCCGCAUCACACUCCGAGAUGAGGAACAAGCCAGCCUGGUGAUGUCCAUGGAGGAACAAGACCAUCUGCAGCUUGACAUCUGGCGGAGUCCCGUCAGGACCGACCUCACCAUGGAUGUGCGUGUUCCUCAAGGGAGUCUCCAGUCCUUCAAGGUGUUCCUGGAACACAAUGCUAUCGAGUAUUCCACAAUGAUUGAAGACCUGCAGGUGAUGAUCGACAAUGAAAGAAUUGAAGCGGAGCAGUCAACGCUGAUGGAACUCACCUCUACCACCUUCAACUACGGCCAAUACCACACUCUGGAGGAGAUUUACAGCUGGAUGGACAGUUUGGUUCUCGAGUUUCCCAAUUUGGUUCAGAAGCUGCAGAUUGGGACAUCCUUCGAAGGCCGCCCACUCUACGUGCUGAAGUUCAGCACUGGAGGGAACCAGCGCCCCGCCAUCUGGAUCGACAGCGGAAUCCACGCCCGUGAGUGGGUGUCCCCCGCCAGCGCCAUCUGGAUGGCGAAGAAGAUCUCUAGUGAGUACGGCCAGGAUCACUUCAUCACCUCACUGUUGCAGAAGGUGGACAUCUACAUGGAGAUCCUGGUGAACCCUGACGGCUAUGUGUACACAUACACUGAGAACCGAAUGUGGCGCAAGACUAGGUCCAAGGUUCCUGGAAGUAGAUGUGUUGGGGUUGAUGCCAACAGGAAUUUCGAUGCUGGCUUUGGAGGUCCUGGGACCAGUAGCAAUCCGUGCAGGGAAACAUACCGAGGACCGCACGCCAACUCCGAACCUGAGGUCGCAGCCAUUGUGAACUUCGUGCAGAACCACAAGAACAUCAAGAGCUUCAUCACCAUUCACAGUUACUCUCAGCUCCUCAUGGUCCCCUUUGGGUACAAGUGUGUGGAACCCGUUGAUUACCAGGAGCUGGAAGGACUUGCUAAUGCUGCUGUCAGGUCUUUAACCUCGCUGUAUGGAACACGUUACAGGGCUGGAACCAUCUGUAAUAUAAUCUAUCAGGCUAGUGGAGGUAGCAUUGACUGGACUUACAACCAGGGCAUCAAGUACUCAUUUGCCUUCGAACUGCGUGACGAGGGUAGAUAUGGCUUCAUGCUGCCAUCCCGAGAGAUAAUUCCAACGGCCCAGGAGACCUGGAGGGCAAUACAGACAAUCAUGGGAUACGUUGCCGACCGCUCUUGA